AUGGCGACCAGUACAAUCCAGGACCAGGAGAUUCUCCUCUGUCACAUCUGUGAUAAGAGCCCGCUCAAGCUUCACUUUGAUGAAAAGAAACGUCUUGUUGAAGAAAACACAUCUUAUCUUCAAGAUGUCAUUCCAAAAUUCAAGGAAGUGGACGAAGAAAUUGAAGGCAAAAUGGUGGCCUUCAACACCAGAUGUGAUGAAUUAGAGGAAUUGGUAUUAAAGCAUGGAAUAGAAUGGCAUUGCGUCAUUAACAAUGUCAUGAUUAAAAAGAAGCAUGCGAAUAAGAAAAAAGACGGAACAAAUGAGCUAAGAAAAUACAAAAUGGAAAUGAGGGAUGUUUUCGUAGAUGUGCAAGACACCAUCCAGCGAAACAAAGAAAUUGUCAAAUCUGUAGAUGUCAUUGAAAUCUGCCGUUAUCAUCUGGUGUCUGAUAAAUACCAGAAUAUUCCACUGCACUUUCAAUUAAAGCUUCCAACUUUUGUUUUCAAAGAAAUUGAAUCAGAUCAACUGAACCGAGCGUUUGGGGUAUUAAAGCGAUUUCAUGUUCAACGAGGAAUGGUUGAUCGGCCUUCUGAUACACCUUUAUCGCGUAUUCAAAUGUUUCUAAGAAAAGCUUUAAAAAUUAGAGAAUUUUCUACCGGAAAAACACCACUGAGGCAAGUGGUUUGUGUUGGUUCAGAAGAGGCGUGGAUAAGCGGAUAUGAUGAAACCAUUUCACGUGUUAACAUACAAGGCUCUGUACUAGAUGAAGUCAUCACCACUUGCAAUGAUUUCCCAAGUGACAUUACAGUGUCAAAAAGACGUCUGAUUUACACCGAUACAGCAAAUAAAGUAGUUAAUAUAGUGGAGGAGGGAGAGUCUAUCACAUUGAUCCGGGCACCACGGGGAUGGGAGCCUCUAGGGGUGUCUUACACAAAAUCAGGUGAUUUACUCGUUAGCAUGAGAACAACUGACCAGACACUCUGCAAAAUUGUUCGCUACAAGGAUAAGAUGAUAACUCAAGAAAUAGAAAAGGACGACAAAGGAAAUCCUUUAUAUAGAGGAGGAUCGAAAAUGCUUUUCGUGGCUGAGGACGAUAACGGAGACAUAUGUGCCUCGGAUUGCAAUGCAAAUGCUUUCAUCGUUGUCAACAGUGCUGGAAAACUUCUUUGCCGAUAUACUGAACGACAAAUGAAAUGCAAUCCUUGUGGUUCUGUUCGACUGGGUGAUUCUGGGCCACACAGUGUGGACAGAAGUGGAAGGCUUUGGUUGGGAGAAUCACGCAGUGGAAAUGUGAUAGUCGUCAGCGAUGAAAAACAGCUAGUACCAUACUGCUGG
Saccostrea cuccullata (small rock oyster) is the source of this 1317-nucleotide messenger RNA. RefSeq lists its product as uncharacterized. Lineage: Eukaryota; Metazoa; Mollusca; Bivalvia; Ostreida; Ostreidae. The transcript is spliced from 3 exons. The annotation marks the transcript as partial. The record is from RefSeq and is a predicted model, not a curated record.